Podarcis lilfordi (Lilford's wall lizard) is the source of this 936-nucleotide messenger RNA. The record is from the annotation of a GenBank genome assembly. Lineage: Eukaryota; Metazoa; Chordata; Lepidosauria; Squamata; Lacertidae.
AUGGCUAUUCGCUUAAACUUAGAACCCCUGAAUGGCUGCUGCCCUCCUGAUAUACCGGGGGAGUAUACCCACCUAGGCAUAAAAUCAAACAGUGUGCUAGAUUACCUUUUAGCCUCGAGUGACCUGAUUUCGAAAGCUCUCUCUUUUAAGAUUGGCAAUAUUCACUAUAGUGAUCACCUUCCACUUGCUGCUACGUUUGACCUAGACUGGCACGGGGACGAGCACGGUCAUCCAACUCAAUUAGAUACUAAUGCAGAAAACCAGGUAGAGGGUAUUAAUACGGCAUUACGAGUGAAGGGUAUAAAGUGGUCUGUAACGCAGGCUCAAAAAUAUUCUGAAUUUUUUCAGCAGGAGAUCAUACAAACCUAUUCAGCCCUUGGCAUAACUUCAUAUGAUCACGACCAAACUAUUAAUCUAUUUGCCAAUCUGUUGAAUGACCUCACGUCAUUCUUUUCUGUCCCAACCCACCAGGCAAAUUGGGCCCACCCCAAGACAGGUGCACCGUGGUUUAACCGUAAUUGCAAACAAGCCAAACAACAUCUUUGUGCUAUUUAUAAUGAUUACAAAUCCUCAGGGGCGAUUACGCUUCCCAAGGAGUACUAUCAGGCAAAAUCAGCUUACAAAUAUGUGCAGAAAAAGGCCAAACAGGAAUGGCAAUUGAACCGCUGGCAAGCACUUAUAGCUGCCUCAAGUACUCGUAAUUCCCGAAAAUUCUGGCUGUUGGUUAACAGAAAAUCUAAAAGAUACCCCUUAACAGUUAUUCCUGCCCCAAUUUGGGAAUCCUUUCUAAGGAAUUAUUUUGCCUUACCAGACCUUAAUAUUAAUACAAUCGAUGGAGUCUAUGAGCAGCUCCCUCUUUGGCCACCCACUGACCCGGAAGAAAUCCACGGACUUAUUUCUAAUCUUAAAAUCGGAAAAGCCCCGGUCCUGAUCUAG